This is a messenger RNA of Annulohypoxylon truncatum, 2732 nucleotides long. RefSeq lists its product as uncharacterized. The transcript is spliced from 2 exons. The record is from RefSeq and is a predicted model, not a curated record. NCBI's taxonomy places the organism in Eukaryota, Fungi, Ascomycota, Sordariomycetes, Xylariales, Hypoxylaceae. Bases 432 to 2549 code for a protein of 705 amino acids.
AGUCUUCUUACUUAAACUUUUUAGAAUGCUACCGUUGACUCUAGAGACCAAGGGAAACGUCAUAUUCCUUUCGGCAUUGUAUGGGUGAGCAUCCGGCAGUAUCGAGAACAAUCGCUCUGUGUUAGGAACGAACGCCUAUCGGCCAUGUUGGGACGACGAAACAAAGGAGCUCAUUGUUCACCACUACCAUACAAACUACUCGAGAGUUCGAAUCAACGUCCCUUGUUGCGUUCCCUUGUUGCGUUACUAGCGCAACGUCCACGAACAAUAACAGGAGGAUCCUAAGGCAUACAUAGCACCGUCGGCCAGCAAUUUUGCGGAGCGGAUCUAUGUAAAAUUUGGCAUCUUGUUUAUAUUCACCUAUUCCAUACAGCCAAGUUUUGUUAACUAAAACAGACGAAUUCGAAGUAUUAGGAGAGAAAUUUGACAAAAUGAGUAUCGAUAUUCGAGACUUGUCGGAUGCCAAUGUUAAUAGCCUGACGAGACUUCUUUCCCGACGCCCGGAGUAUGGCAUCGCAAUCCCGUCGAGGAGAUGGCUUACUAGGCAAGAAGAAAAGCUCAAGUCUCUUCCGAGCGAGCUACUCCGUACGUCGAAUCCCCUAAAACGCCUCGUCAUAAAAAUUGCCGACAGCAUCGACCCAAAUGCGAUAGACCCGAGAGCUGUCCUGUGUAAAACCCACGCGAAUCUAAACCCCUUCCUUAUCCGCCGCUUGUUCCUAGCCGUCGCUUACGAGGUCACCGUCCAUACCGACACGCUCCGUUCGUGGAAAGGUAGAAAGGAUUUCCCAAUCAUAUCUGCUCUGAUCGGGCGUGUAGAUGCUAUUGCUGCCCUUUGGACGCAACCCGAUUUAUACCGCGAAUGUUACGGAACACCACCCUUUGAGAAUCACAUGGUAUUUGUCAAAUCUGGUUGUGAAGCGUGUAUCAUAAGUGCUUUAGGUGCCAAUGCCCGCGUACUCGCGGACUUGAGGUCUAUUCUUGUCGACCGAAUAGAGAGACGCUUGCCUCGUCCAGACGGUCGCCCAGCUAAGGAACCUAGGCUUGCUCGUUAUGUUGAUGAAUGGAUUAACCACCUUAAGGAAGAGAGAGCGGCCAAAUGUAGGGAAAUGAGUGACAACGUAUUGACAGAACUGAGGGCUACGCGGUCCCAGGUCACCCAGUGGCGAAGUAAGCGAAAAAAGGAAGGCAGUAGAUCUAAAGGCGCCAGAAAACCGAAUUAUAUCGAGUUGAGGAUUACAGGUUCGGGACAUGAGCUGAGCAGCAUUCCGGGUACUUCACGGCAUAAGAGAAGAACGAGGAAUGGUAUCCCGGUGGCCAUGGUUGACCCAGAGGGCGCGGAAGAGCAAAGGAGAAUGGCGAUGUUCAGCAUGACUAAAGAAGCAGAAGGGGCAAAGAGCAUCUUCAGGCCGGACAGCAUGUGCGACUAUUCACAGUUUGGACCACCGCGGAUGCCUGCGUACGAUCCGACAAACUCGAUCAACGGAAGACAAAACGACACGCCUGUUAGUGGUAAUUACGACACAUACGAAGAUUACGAAGAGGACGAAGAGGACGAAGACGAAGCAGACUUCGCUCGAAAUCUCGAGGUUGAGGAAAGUAGCCAUAGCAAAGUGACGAAUUGGUACGCUACGCGGCUGGCAGAGUCCCGGGCAGAUUUAUCGGCGGACGACACUAGAUCGGUCUUGUCUGCGGUCCAUCCAGCAUUCCAGCCACCAAAAACGUACAGCCACUUGUCGGCUGCUCCAACACCGCUUAGGCCCAAGAAGGAUCAUCAGUCCAGCGUGAAACAUAACGACAAUCAGAGCGCCUGGACCGAUGUCACAGUACAUACGAUUCCCAGCGCCGUCGGCUUCGAACAAGACGUGCCACCCGUUCCGAGAGUUCCUUCAAUGUACAACGGUGGGUACAGCGGGCAUAACGACAUCAGGAGAUCAUCAAGCGUCCGUACGCCCAGGCCCCGAUCCACGGUCUCGAAUCGCCCCGUAAGCCAAGACUUUCGACGAUAUGCGAGCUCCUCAGUGUACUCUGACCAACCCCCACCCUCACCCAGCCCUUCUUACGACAGUAGACUUCGAAACUCGAACCGAAACUCGACACCGGUACCGGCAAGGCAACCAACUAGGAAGUACAUCUUUAACGAUGCAUCAGAAGGAGGGUCGUGCGUCUCUGCGGGCCAGAGAGAGUACCUCAAGACACGCAAGGGCAUCAAGGACUUCGCCCGCGAGGACAACCCGUUCACACGCGAGAACACGCCACGCCCGAGCGCGAGUACAAGCACAAGCAGGGUGCCUUCGUUGUCUUCGUCUUCGUCUCGCAGGAACACAGUUACCGACACCGAUCCCGGUACUGAUGAGUUCGGUCCGCCGACCCCGCGGCCCCUUGACGAGGCGUGGCGCCAGGACUGGGGCUUUCCGGAGGGCGGGGAGUACGGAGAUGAUGACACGGUAAUGCCGGACGACUCGCUGACGGUGGUGGCGGAGCAGCGCGCACGCAACGGGAUAGAGGAGAUGUCGCCUUGGGGACAAUUCGCUAGGAAGGGGCAGAGGUAAGGAGGCGCGUACUAUAUUGAUCCGCUGAGCUAAAGGGCUCUGCGGAGUAUAUACAAGAUAGAAGUAUGGAUGUCUACUUGAUAUAUGGCGGAAUCCGGGAUAGUCCCGUUCUAGGCUUCGGUGCUCCCUUUUCGGGAAGAAGUGAUUCUGCCUGGUAGUACUGCUGGUAACGCCAUUGUUUGA